Penicillium nucicola is the source of this 1644-nucleotide messenger RNA. RefSeq names its product amidase. Lineage: Eukaryota; Fungi; Ascomycota; Eurotiomycetes; Eurotiales; Aspergillaceae. The record is from RefSeq and is a predicted model, not a curated record. The coding region runs from base 1 to 1644 and encodes 547 amino acids. The transcript has 5 exons.
AUGGGCAGCACUCAGGCUUGGCAGCAGAUCGUCUCACAGAAACGGACUAUUAGGGAUCAACUCCUGGCACCAUAUCUAGUAGAUGAUAUAGAUCAUCGUCGACCGCGGGUCCAGAAUGUCGCAGACCGCAGUCAAUUGGCAAAAGAUUCGCUGGUCCAGACCAUCACCGACAUUGAUAACAUCGCGGUCUUGCUGGAACAUCUUGAGAAGGGAGAGUUUCAAGCUGAACAGGUGGUCAAAAGCUAUAUCAAACGAGCCGUAGUGGCCCAUCAACUGACAAACAGUCUCACCGAGAUUCUCUUCGAAGACGCCAUAGAACAAGCAAAGGCCCUAGAUGCCGAAUUCAAAGAAACUGGCAAGCUCAGAGGUCCACUGCAUGGAAUCCCAGUUACAGUGAAAGACCAAUUCAACGUCAAAGGCGUCGAUACAACAUUGGGAUAUGUAGGCCGAUCCUUUGCUCCGGCCAAAGAGAACGCCGUACUGGUUCAAAUCCUGGAAAGAUUGGGUGCCAUUAUCAUCGCCAAGACGAAUCUCCCACAAAGCAUCAUGUGGGCUGAAACAGAGAACCCUCUCUGGGGACUCACAACCAAUCCUCGAGAUCCAAAGUUCUCUCCGGGCGGCUCGACGGGAGGCGAAGGUGCCCUGCUCGCAUUGCACGGUUCCCUCAUCGGUUAUGGAACUGACAUUGGUGGGAGUGUGAGAAUACCACAGAGUACAGUGGGCCUGUAUGGGUUCAAACCUAGCAGCGCACGACUCCCAUACCAAGGUGUUCCCGUCUCAACAGAAGGCCAAGAACACGUCCCAUCUUCAAUUGGACCAAUGGCGCGAGAUCUCUCGUCAAUCUGCUACAUGAGUCGUUUGUUGGCGGAGAGCCAGCCGUGGGAAUUAGACCCCCGCUGUGCUCCUCUGCCAUGGAGCCAGGGCACAUUCCAGGAAAUGCAAAGCAGACCUCUGGUUAUCGGCUUGAUUUUUGAUGACGGCGUUGUGAAAGUUCAUCCGCCCAUUGCACGCGCCUUGCGUGAAAUAUCGGCCGUUCUAAAAGCGAACGGACACGAGAUUGUCCUCUGGGAUACGACUGACCAUGCAUCUUGCAUUGCAUUGAUGGACCAGUACUAUACUGUCGAUGGGUGCGAGGAUAUUCGUCGGGACGUGGCUGCUGCAGGUGAACCAUUCAUUCCACAUGUCGACGCGCUCGUCAAUCGCGGCAAGGCAAUCUCAGUGUAUGAGUAUUGGCAGCUGAACAAGCAGAAGGCUGCGGCGCAGAAGAAUUAUCUGGAUAAGUGGAAUGCUGUCCGGUCUUCCUCUGGGAAGCCUGUUGACAUUCUGCUCAGUCCUACUUUGCCGCAUACGACUGUACCGCACCGGAAGUUCCGUUGGGUGGGUUAUACUAAGAUUUGGAAUUUGCUUGAUUAUCCUGCUUUGACGUUCCCUGUGGACAAGGUUAGGGUCGAGCAGGAUGUAACGCCUGAGUAUAAGCCGAGGAACCAGCUCGAUGAGUGGAAUUGGUCUUUAUAUGAUGGGAAGCAGGUGGAUGGGUAUCCGGUCAAUCUGCAGAUCAUUGGAAAGAAACUUCAAGAGGAGAAGGUACUGGGGGCUGCUACGGUUGUUGAGAAGCUUUGGAAGAGCCAUGUUGAGAGCAAGUGA